Zea mays is the source of this 2825-nucleotide messenger RNA. RefSeq lists its product as uncharacterized. The transcript is spliced from 2 exons. The record is from RefSeq and is a predicted model, not a curated record. NCBI's taxonomy places the organism in Eukaryota, Viridiplantae, Streptophyta, Magnoliopsida, Poales, Poaceae. Bases 286 to 1515 code for a protein of 409 amino acids.
CUAUCCCCUGGUCCUCUCACGCACGCUCACCCAACCAUCUCCCAUGGCAGCCACGUCUCCCUCUCUCCUCCCUCAGCUCGCUGGUGCUUGCCGCACAGUCUCGAGCUCCCCAUGGUGCGCGGUCCUGGUCCAGCCCCUGUUCUUCUCUCUUCUCCUCCACCGCAUCCUUCUCCCUAGACACCCCUUCGGCCGAGCAUCCUCUCUGCCGGAGCUGCCUCAACGCCCGCACUCCUUCAGGUUCUUCCAUGGCGAUCGUCGUUGAACUCCGUGCGCGCGCCUGCUCCUAUGCCGCGACCCCCAGUUCCCUCCCAUGGUGCUCUUCCUCGGCCACUGCUUCCCCAGCCACGAGUUCCCCCUGCUCGGCAUCUCCUCGAGAUUGCCUUAGCUCGAUGCCCAGUUUCUUUCUCCAUCGCGCCCUGCUCGAUUUCACCCCUGUGUCGCGUGCCCUGGCAUCUGCGUGCUCCGCGCGCGCCCCUUCCUCCUGCUUGGAUCCGACCAUCAUUCUGGCAGCUGGCCACGCCCCUGCCCCUGCUUCUCCCUCGCCAGCGCGCGUCCUCUGCUAAAUCGUCUCUAGCUCGCCCUGGAUGGCAUUCCUCUCCCUGCGCACAGCUGCGAGCUCCGCUCUGUCGCUCGGUCCUUGCUGUAGCUCGCGCCCAGCUUCCCUAUGCGCGCUUAGCUUGGAGCUCCCGCAGCCUAGCUCGGGUCUUUUCCAUGGCCACGCGCACCUCAAGCUCGACUCUCUGGUGUCGCACGCGUGCCUCUUGUUCGCCCCUGCUUGGACUGUGUUCACCCUCUGCAUGUGUCGAGCUCCUCUGUUGUGUGCGCGAAUCUGUUGUGUGCGCAAAGUUCUCUGCUUGCAAUGGCGUGUCGAGCUUCCGUGUCGAGCUCCUCUCUUCCGUGCCGGUCGUCGUCUCCGAGCCGAUUCUUGGCUGUCGCAGUAUUUUUAGUUAUCCGGCUGCGUCUGUGGUCGUCAAGUGUGUCUGUUGCCGUGAACUCGCCUGUGGUGCCCACUCUGUCUCUGGUCCGCGCUUCCUUCAGCUCGGCCAGGCGGGGCAUCGUUCCGUGCUGUGCUCGCCCAAGUCGUUGCCGUCAAAUCAUCGGAGUCGCUCAACUCGCCAAUCGCAUCUUGGCCGAUUGUCAAUUUUCUAUUUGCCAUGGUACAACACAACUAUUAGAUCUGAUCUCCAAACCGCCAUGGCGUCCGUCGUCCUCUGCUCCCAGCCCGACCUAUCUGUGCGCUCUCUCUUCGUCCAUCGGGCUUCGCGCGUGCUCGCAUUUAUCGUCGGGUUGUUGAACCCGUCCUUCCUUGCUUGUGACUUCGUCAUCGCCAGAGCCCUCACUGGAUUCGUGUCCUCGCCAGCUCACUCCAAAUUCGGUCUCGUCGUCGUUCCGUGCGUCAUCAAGAAAUCCCAAGAAUCUGGUGAAGAUGAAGCUAGCAGGGUGAUAUUCACCAAGUACUCGACAAAAGCUCGCACAAGUCGUCGAUCGACAUCCUCGUCUACGCCAAGCCCCUAAGCUGUGAAGACACUCUGGUGCUGGCCACACGUCACCAGCUCAACAAAAGGAAUACAUGGAUAUUUGGUCAAGAAUAGAAACUGUGUGCCUCGCUCGCCAGACGGGUGUGAUCAAUGACGUCGACCAGAAACCGUCAUCGUGCUUCCAACUAUCGCGUCGAAGUAGUCAGGGUAUGUUAAUUAAUCACGUGAUGUGGAAGACGACCCAAGUCGACCCCAAGCGCGGGCUACUCCGCAUAGUAAAGCGAAUGGACGAACCUGAAGAUGGGAUGAUCUGAUCAAGUGCUAGGACAAGGAUGAUCGUCAAGUGAACAUCAUCUAACAACACUAACCUAGUGUUACCCAGGCAAGCCCCGGUGCAUUUGCCACCUCCUUGUGUUUUAAAAUCUUUAUCACCUUGUUUGAUGCAUUAGGUGAUAGGAGUUGUGUGCUAAACCGUUGAUGCAUUUCCUUCCUUGGAAAAUUGAAUACCCUUCCUUGACACCCUUUUAUAAAAAUGAUUUUUGAUGCUUAGCCUUGCUUUAGCAAACAAAAAUGUUUUCUUUUAAAACAAAGGUGACGCUUCAGUGGGUGGGAAUGUUUUUAAAAAUAAAACUUGAUGGUGAAUCCAUCAUGGUCGUGAUGGGUUCAACAACAGAAAAGAUGUACCUCUGCCAGAUACCAAACUUUGCGUUGAAAAUAAUAAAGCUGAGACCGGGCGGUUGACUUGCACGAGAAAGGAGUCUCGGUGUAGUGUCUCCGUCUGAGUCGAUUAAGGACCUUGUCGAUGUAGGCUUGCUGAUCGAGGACCCUGUUGGGGGUCUUCGUCCUCCGAAGGUCCUCAAAAACAUGAUUUGACAAUGUUUUCCAAGUGGAUUAUGUGAACAGGUAUCUUCGGACUCAGAAUUACGAACAUGAAGUGCGGUCAGGACGAAGCCUGAACCAGACGAAGGACGGGCUGAUUACCAAGCUCCACAAAGGAUGGUGCACAGCCGAAGCUGUGUGCAGAGAAGCUUCGUCGCGAUAAUAGAGGGGGGAACCGACUUAAAGAUGAAAAGACUACGUGGACCUUGUCAGAUUUCCAUAAGUCAUUGACAAAUGUAAUGGACAUAAAUGUAAUUUUACGUGGGCUGCGUCCCGCGUCUAUAAAUAGAUGAACAGUACUCCCGUACUGUUCAGGCUGACUUGGCAUUUGCUUUUGCGUCACGCUUGUACUUUCUACCUUCUCUCAGGACCGAAGGUACAUUUGUAAUUUGAAAUCAUUUCUAUUUUUCCAUGUUAAUAAAAUAGAAAUGAUUUUAUGAUGAUGCUUAUAUCAUAUUUCAUGCUUUA